This is a messenger RNA of Staurois parvus, 434 nucleotides long. The record is from the annotation of a GenBank genome assembly. NCBI's taxonomy places the organism in Eukaryota, Metazoa, Chordata, Amphibia, Anura, Ranidae.
GCCGAGGAUGUCGCUCGGUCAUGUGAUCAGCUGUGUCCAAUCACAGCUGAUCAUAUGUAAACACGGAAAUGCCGGUUAUCAAAAUUUCUCUCCUCUUGAGCUGUCACGCUGAUAGCUCGAGAGGUGAGGAGAGCCGGGGACAAGUGUGCCCUGAUGAUCAGUGUGGCCCCAGAAGUACCACCUGUCAGUGUCCAUCAGUGCCAGCAGUCAGUGCUCAUCAGUGCCACGGGCCAGUACCCGUCAGUGCCACAUCAAUGCCACAUAUCAGUGCCCAUCUGAGCUGCCUUUCAAUGUCACUCAUCAGUGCCAGUCAGUGCCACCUAUCAAUGCCAAUCAGUGCCACCUAUCAGUGCUGCCAAUCAGUGCCACCUAUCAGUACCAGUCAGUGUCGCCUAUCAGUGCGCAUUAGUGCCGCCUAUCAGUGCCAGGCAGUG